UAACGGCUCGUACGUCUCGUGCAAAAGCUAAGCUAGCUCGCACGCGUUACGUGAGUAUAAUAUGUGUGUGUGACAUGGAGUCGAUAAUGGAGAAGCCGAUGAUGGACAGUACGGGCGGGGGCAUCGGGAGGACGAGGUCGGAGCAGCUGGCGCCGUCGUCGACGGCGCAGUCGUCGUCGUCGCUGAGCAGGACGGCGUCGGCGGAGACGGUGCUGAGCGGCGCGGCGGACGGGACGAGCCUGUCGCGCAAGUCCAGCUUCGGGAAGCGCUCGGCGUCGGGCGGCGCCGGCGCCGGCGGGAACAGCCACGGGUACAGCCACAUCCGCAAGUCCCGCAGCGCGCAGCUCAAGCUCGACAUGGAGGACCUCGUCAGCAGCGGCGCCGCGCUCAGCCGCGCCUCCAGCGCCAGCCUCGGCUUCUCCUUCACCUUCACCGGCUUCACCCCUCCUCCCCAGGACAUCACGUCCUCCGCCGAGCUCCCUCCCUUCAGCGACGACGAGAACACAAUGGACAUCGAGGCCGGGACGCCGAGGAAGAAGCUGAUGACGGAGCCGACCUUGCCGAUAUAUCUCAAGUUCGCGGAGGUGAAGUACAAGGUGGCGGUGAAGGGGACGCCGAGGGAGAUCCUGACCGGGAUAUCCGGGUCGGCUGCCCCCGGCGAGGUGCUGGCGCUGAUGGGCCCUUCCGGCAGCGGCAAGACGACGCUUCUCAGCAUCCUCGGCGGGAGGGUCACCGGCGCCGGCGCCGUUGAAGGCUGCGUCUCCUACAACGACGAGCCAUACGGCAAAUCCCUCAAGCGCAGGAUUGGAUUUGUGACUCAAGAUGAUGUCCUUUUUACCCAUCUUACUGUAAAGGAGACGUUGACUUACGCAGCACUACUUCGUCUCCCAAGAACAAUGACAAGGCAACAAAAGGAAGAACGAACAAUGGACAUCAUAUAUGAACUUGGCCUCGAAAGGUGCCAGGACACAAUGAUUGGAGGGUCUUUUGUGCGUGGGGUUUCAGGGGGUGAAAGGAAAAGAGUUUGCAUUGGAAAUGAGAUCAUAGUCAAUCCAUCUUUACUUUUUCUCGAUGAGCCGACAUCUGGGUUAGAUUCAACUACAGCUCUCAGGAUAAUUCAACUUCUGCAUGACAUCGCUGAGGAUGGGAAGACAGUAAUAACAACGAUCCAUCAACCGUCUAGCAGAUUAUUUCAUAAGUUUGACAAGCUUAUCCUCCUGGGAAGAGGAAGUUUGCUCUAUUUUGGGAAGGCAUCUGAAGCCAUGCCCUACUUUCAGUCCAUUGGGUGCACCCCUCUUAUCGCAAUGAACCCAGCAGAGUUUCUACUGGAUCUCGCCAACGGAAACACUACUGAUGUUUCUGUUCCUUCUGAGUUAGAUGACAAAGUGCACAUGGAAAAUCAAAACCCGCAAAAUAAUACCAAGAAUGACUACAAGCCAUCAGCACAAGAUGUUCAUGAGUAUCUUGUAGACGCCUAUGAGAAUCGAGUGGCAUACAAGGAGAAGAACAAGCUUCUAGAUCCACUUCCAAUCAGUGAUGAUUUGAAGGCAACUAUAACAUCAUCAAAGCGCGAGUGGGGCACUAGCUGGUGGCAGCAAUAUUCCAUCCUCUUCUGUAGAGGGAUCAAAGAACGGAGACAUGAUUAUUUGAGCUGGAUGAGAAUUACCCAGGUCAUAGCAACGUCGGUUAUCUUAGGUUUACUCUGGUGGCACUCUGAUCCCUCCACACCAAAAGAUCUACAAGAUCAGGCAGGAUUACUGUUUUUCAUAGCUGUGUUUUGGGGUUUCUUUCCUGUAUUUACUGCCAUUUUCACAUUCCCACAAGAGAGGGCAAUGUUGAACAAGGAGCGAGCAGCUGACAUGUACAAGCUCAGUGCAUACUUCUUGGCCAGAACGACAAGUGAUCUGCCACUAGACCUUUUCCUUCCACUCAUAUUUAUGGUGAUUGUCUACUUCAUGGCAGGCCUCAAAGCAACUGCCGCACAUUUCUUUUUUAGCGUGCUGACAGUCUUUCUCAGCAUCAUUGCUGCUCAGGGACUAGGAUUGGCAAUUGGAGCUACCCUCUUGGAUAUCAAGAAGGCAACAACUCUAGCCUCAGUUACAGUCAUGACAUUCAUGCUAGCAGGAGGGUUCUUCGUAAAGAGGGUUCCACCAUUCAUAUCCUGGCUUCGCUAUGUGUCAUUCAACUACCACACGUACAGGCUACUGCUGAAGGUGCAAUACCAUCCUGUCCCGGACUUUCUGAUCAAUGCCAUACCUCUUGAUAACGGCGUGACAGAAGUUGCCGCUCUGGUUGCGAUGAUCAUCGGGUACAGGGUUUUAGCAUACGUGUCUCUCAGAAGAACCAAGACUUCAGCCAGCUAGCGAAUCGGCCGUCGAGUGCACUGAACAGGAGCCUGGCUGGGUUCUGCUAGGAUGGCACUCGUUCUUACCAGCUGUUUGAAUGUAGGGAAGUUUGUACGAGAAGAUGGAUCUUUUUUUACUGUUCUGUCUUUCUGCUGCUUGUUCAGAGCGCGACGUAUCUGUUCCUACUUGCCUCAUAUAUAGGUCAGUUGUUGGCAACAAUAACGAGUGUAAGUCGCAAAUUUGUUACAUGAUUUUUGUAAGGACUUUCUUCUUAACUUGGCAACAAAACUCAAUGGUGGUUCCUGCUAUGUGUACGUCCAUGUCGUUGCUGCUUUAC
This is a messenger RNA of Oryza brachyantha (malo sina), 2682 nucleotides long. Its product is annotated as ABC transporter G family member 22-like. Lineage: Eukaryota; Viridiplantae; Streptophyta; Magnoliopsida; Poales; Poaceae. The record is from RefSeq and is a predicted model, not a curated record. The transcript is spliced from 10 exons. Gene Ontology annotation, molecular function: ATP hydrolysis activity; ATP binding; ABC-type transporter activity. The coding region runs from base 75 to 2363 and encodes 762 amino acids. Gene Ontology annotation, cellular component: membrane.